Molecule: messenger RNA, 3103 nt
Organism: Cinara cedri
Lineage: Eukaryota; Metazoa; Arthropoda; Insecta; Hemiptera; Aphididae
Source: the annotation of a GenBank genome assembly
AUGACGCGACAAUUUGGUAUGCUAGAUUUAUUUAAAUAUAAAAAUAAAAAAAAUAAAUUUUAUUUCUAAUGAUUCAUGACUAAUGUUUACUCAUAAAUAUAUAAAUUAAUAUAAAUAUAAUAUAUAUAAAUAUAUAUACUCAUAUAAAUGAAUAGUAUAGUAUUAAUUUAUUUUUUGAUCAUAAAAUAAUUGUAAAUUAAUUGUAAUGGGAUGUUUGAGAUAGUACCUACCUAGAUACCGAUACUAUAUUAACUUUGUUUAGUAGAGUAUAUAAUUAUUAUUUUAAAAUUCAAUUGGUACAUUAUUGACAAUCUUGUUUCCAGGAUUAGAGUUAAAAUAAAACGACGGUCAAUAUGAUUCGGUUGGAGGGAGAGUUGUUGAGAAUCGAAUUUUGUGUAGUGGUACGGCGAGCGGAGUUUUAAUGCUGCACAAACAGGUACCGAAUUUGUGACAAUAAUUUAAAUACAUUUAGAAUAUAGUAAUAGUUUAAGCAUUUGUAUGGGUAGAUUAUAAUAAUUCAAACCUUUUUAAUAAUUUAAACUUUCGUAUUUAUUGUUGGAUAACUAUAGAACACAUAAAUUAACUGAGAGAAAAAUUCACAAAGAAACACGACAAUUAUGCAUGAUUCUGCAACAAAAGUAGUUUUAAUAUUUUAACAAAGAAAAAUAGUCAUAAUAUAUAUUUUAAGGUUAUAGGUACGAAUAAUAUUAUUAUCAAUAAGAAUAUAGAUAACAACACUAUCUCUUAAACUCAAAUGUAAACAAAUAUAUAUAAACAUAUUAAUAUUAAUAUAUUGGUAUAUAUGGUAAUAUUUUUUUCCUAUUACCUAAUCGAAUAAUUAAUUAUUUAUUUAAAAGGUGAUCUAUUAAAUUCCCUAUGACGCGAAAGUUUGAUAUGAACUUAUAUAUUUGAACUAAGUUCAUAUAAAAGGAAACAAAUUAAUUUUUGUCAUUUGAGUUUAAGUGUUAAAUUUAUAAGAUAUUUCAGGCCGAAUUUGAUCACGCCGUAAUUAACAUGCAAUCAUAUGUUAACAUGUUUUUUCUAAAUUCGUUAGGGGACAAGUCAUAACAGUGUUGCCCGUAAGGGGACAGAUCAUAUUAUUAUUUAUCAAAAUAGCUUUUAUUUACUUUGUUAUUUAAUUAUUUUCCACGAUCGUCAGGAUAUCUUUGUGUGGAGGUAGUUAAAGGAAGUAAAUAAAUGUUAUCACGACUUAGAAAUUAAAAAUGAGAAUGAUUUUAAAUGUACCACCAAAUAUUGUCUAUUGAUCAGAAAUUUUUUAAUUCAUUGUGUAUUUUUGGGAUUAACUUAGAGCUUUAUAACUGUAAAUGAUAAAUUACCAAAGCUGAAAUCCUAAUGUGGUUAACGUAUAUUAUUAUAUUUAGUUCAUAUUUACAAUGUAACUUAAAAUAUUACAAUGGUGGCAUAUACUUUUAAUUUUUAUUAACAAAAUAAACAUUUUGUGAAAAAAAAAACUGAUAUUUAUAUGUAAAUUGAAUUUUACAGUUUUAUAUUUGAAGAAUUAACAUUAUCAUCUACUUCUACGAAUCACCGUUGUUAUUGCUAUUAAACAAGUUUAAUGAAUUCAAUUUUCAAUAGGCUGUUUAGAUAUGGUAUGUGUAUUUUAUUGUUUAUAGUUUUUAUAUUUGGAUUUUAAACGAUCUCGUCACAUUCUCAUCCAAUUAUUUUUAUUAUCUACUUUUUAUUUUUAGUUUCGGAUUUCAUUAAAACUAAUGUACUAUGAGUUGUUGAAUUGUGCUGAAUGUGAAAUCAUGCUUAAACACAAAUUUAACUACUGGUUUUAUAUUAAUGCUGAACAGACAUUGUAAGAACGGGUCUUUCGAGAUCUCAUGUCUCUGCACUACAUUUUCCCAACUCAAACAUUGUAUUACACUUAUAAGUUGUUAUUCUUUAGGUUGGAAAAGAAAGGUAGUGCAUAGAGCCAAAGGUACUGGAAUUGAUAUAUAUUACCGUGCGCAAGAUAACAAGAAACUACGAUCGACACGGAAAGUCCAUGAAUACUUAGACCCUAGAUCCCGUUUAAAAAUACAUCAUUUCACGUUUGCACGAAAACCUCUAGGUUUGGAUUGUUCGAAAGAAGUAUGUAGACAUGUCAGAAAUCCUGGUGUCCCUGACGAUGCUAUAAAUAUAAUCGAAGAACAAACUGUAGGGUUAGAUAUCGAGGAACAAAAUCCAAUUGAUAUACAACCAGUAAGACAUUUUAUUGAACUUUUUAUUGAAUGCUAUUAAUAUUUAUUUAUAUAUGUUGUAAUGUGUUUUUNAAUGAUAUAAUUUUCAAUAAUUUAUAUUUCAAUACGGUUUUAGAAAGUUGUAAAUAGUUGUGAUAGUGCUGCCAUCGAUAAUAAUAAAAUCGAAGAAAAACUAUGGAGAUUGAUAUUGCUGAAGAAAAGUCCAAAAAUGUACAAUCAGUAAGAUUUAUUACUGAACAUCUUAUUAAAUGAUAUAAUUUUCAAUAAUUUAUAUUUCAAUACGGUUUUAGAAAGUUGUAAAUAGUUGUGAUAGUGCUGCUAUCGAUAAAAAUAAAAUCGAUGAAAAAUCCAUGGAGUUUGAUGUUGAAGAAAAAAAUGAUAAUAAUGUAGAACCCUGUCCCACAAGUACUGCAAAUCUCCAGAAUCGGAUGAAAAUAGUUCAUCUGAAACAACUAUGUUCCAUGAGUGUAAAGGUCGUAGAUUUCAGUUUAAAAAGGGAUCAGAUAUAGACAACCAGGCAACCAUAGCCUUUAUAAAUGAUUUUAUAAUGAAAAAUCAUAAUGCUACAUGGUUUUAUUCGGAUAAUGAAACUUUCACAAAUGAUGGGACUAAAGAAGUCAUCAAUAGCUAUUACAUGCAAAAACGCUUCAAAAAUAAUUUCAUUAUUUAGAUCAUUUAAAACAUAUAAACAAACUGUGUAGUUAAAUAAUAAGGAAGAAAAUUGUAUUAAUGUACAAUCAGUAAGACAUUUUGUUAAAAAUUUUAUUGAAUGUUGAUAAUUUUUGGCUUUAUAUAUUGUAAUGUGUUUUUAGGAAAUUGUAAAUAAUCAUAAUGGUGCUGCUAUCGAUAAAAAUAAAAUCGGAGAACAAACUAUAAAGUUUAAUAUUGAAGAAUAA